Molecule: messenger RNA, 4902 nt
Organism: Rhopilema esculentum
Lineage: Eukaryota; Metazoa; Cnidaria; Scyphozoa; Rhizostomeae; Rhizostomatidae
Molecular function (GO): metal ion binding
Source: RefSeq, a predicted model, not a curated record
CACGCCGCACACGGAGCCUCACUCUGAGCUGCAAACAGCUCACAUGGCGAACAAGAAGUAAAUGUUGAUAAAACUUGAGGUCAAUGGCUUCAAAGAAAAGUGGUUUGGAUGAUGCCAAAAAGAGGAUCCAGGGAAAACUAUCUGAUAUUUCAGAACAAGUUAAAAUUUUGCAAGAAAUAAUAAAUUCUGCGAAAGAUGAGGCAGAAAAAGCAGGUGCAGAUCUUCUACAGCUGAAAAGCAAAACUAAAUUCUUUCAAAAGUUCCCGACUGUGAGUCAAAAACUGGAUGGAAGUUUAACUCGUUUGUUACUUAUCAAGGAUGCCAUUUACUCCCUUGAUGAAGAAAACUCAGCUUCUGGUGAUUCAGAAGAUGGAUAUAGCAAUAUUGAAACACAUUCAGAAGCAUCUACCCAUCUAGCAGCAUCAGUUGUAACAGGCGUGGAGACAGUUGUAACAGGCAUUGAGAUAAUUGUAAAGGAAAAAGAGUCUGAUAAAGAUGUUCCUUCUAUCUUAAAAGAAAAGCCUGUUGUGCAAGAUGUUGCAAAAGAACAGAGGUCUCAGCAGGUAAAAGAGAAGAAACAGCAAGUAGAAAAAAACUCGGAUUCAGUUGUUGCAUAUGUUGCAAAAGAACAGAGGCCUCAGCCAGAGCCAGUACAAGAGGAGAAACAGCAAGUAGAAAAUAAACUGGACCCAGUUGAUGAAGAUUUUAAAGGCCAAAAAUUGAAAGAACUGAUAUCUGCCAACUAUGCUCCUUCAGAGGACAGUAGCACUGCAGAAGCCCCUUCCAGAAAGGCCCAGAGAAGUUUGUCCAUUUCACCCCUGCCGCCUGUGUUCCAAAGAGUUAUUGCUGAUGAUGUCAAAGUCCCGAAACCCGUUAUUAAAUACGAUACAGCUUUAACCCUACUUGUACCAGAAAAUAACACUCCUUGGGAUUUCUAUGUACAGAUUUUUGGCAAUGCGUAUGAUCAAUUGAUGGAAGAGUUAUGCCUAUAUUUCUCAAGGCAAGCCAGUCAGGGAUAUAGAGGAGGUAUCAUCAAUAUACCGUCUCCUGGAUGUUAUUGCUGUGCAAAGUCACCCAUUGACGGAACUUGGUAUAGAGCGCAAGUCAUGGAUGUCAAGUCAAUAGAUUCAACUGAAAACCCAAUCAACACGGACUACUGCCCAUCGGAGAGUGCCAUGAGCUGUUACGAGGACCCCAUUCUGAAUAAUUUCAAAGCAAAAGUGUUUUUAAUUGACGAAGGCAUUACCAACGACGUUCCUCUGAAAAACUUAAGACCAUUGGAUCCACAGUUCAGUCAGUUACCUGCUCAAGCAAUCCAUUGUAUGCUUGCUGGAGUUGGACCGGCAGAGGAUGAAACGCUUUCAGGCAUUGUUGACUGGUCUGAUGAGUCAAUCGAUUGGUUUAAAGCGACAAUAUCUUCAGAGCAUUUCUUUACUGGCUACAUCCAUCACGCACACAUUGAUGGAGGCUGUUUGCCGAUCGACCUUUACACCGGUGAGCAGCCAGUCAAAGGGACUGCUGCAGCAUUGCCUCCGAUUGAUGACAAUGUUGGUUGUAUGAUGUUAAUGGUAAACAUGGCGAGUCCUUUCUCUGCUACUCCGUCGCAUUUGCGCACGCAUUACAAGAAAAUUGACAGCAUAAGUUAUAAGCCAAUUGUUUCUGAGAAUGAGUUUCAAGAAGAGGAAGAAGAAAAGCCACAGAAUCUGCGAACUGAAACAAGCUGCAGAGAUACGGAAACUUUUCAGUCGGUAGAAAAUAAUCAGUCUCCUGAUAUCAAGGAACCUUGUAAUGUGGAAUUGUUAGCAAGAGAUGUAGAGAGGAUAGCUUUAGCGGAGGCCACUGUAUUCAAACAAUCAGUGGAUAAAAAACUUGGCAAGAAGGAAAGUCAAGUAAAGAAUAAGCCAGUGGAAACUGCGAAGAGUGACGUCACAAGGACUUGUGCUUCUGAAGCAAAAAUCAGUCCACAAGAUUUGCCUAGAAUAGAACAACCUCCUGCGCAAAAUGCCACUUUUGAGAAUAAGUACAAAGAAAAGACUUUUGAUGUUGGUCAAGAAGGGUUUUGCCCCGUUAUAGUUUCAAGCGUGAAUGAUCCAUCGCUGUUCUAUGUUCACCUAAUCACCCCUGACGUGGCUUUGUUUGGCACAAUGAUGGAUAAACUAAACAGUGUUUACUCAAUUACAGAAUUCAAAGUUCCAGAAGAACAUCUAAACAUUGGCAAUGCUGUCGUGGUCAGGUUCUCGGAGGACGGAAAGUGGUAUCGGGGAGUGAUCAAGCAUCUACGUAUACCACAAACUGGCAUCGAUUCUGCAAGCGGUACUGGUUCUUUGGCAUGCCAGUUCGAGUAUGAAAUACUACAUGUUGAUUAUGGAAGUUUUGAGUGGGUGAAACAUGCUGAGGUCUGCCCAGUCAUUGAAGAAUUCUUCGAAUUGCCAAUGGAAACACUUCCUUGUUGUAUGGCCGACAUCGAACCAAUGGAAAUAUCACGUGAUGUAAAUGUCCCAUCAUCAUCUGCAUCAAAUGGCAUUGCCAAUGACCGAAAAAGAACCUUUUCUCGGGAGAUGAAGUCGAAAAUAAAGAAUAGGAAGGAUAGGAAAAGUUCUCAUGAGCUUAUUGAAGUGGCAGCUGGGGAUGAAAUGUUUGAUGAUGCCUUUUACACGAAAGAACUGCAAGUGAAAUGGUCAGAAAAGGCCAUUGAAAGGUUCAGAGAGCUUACAUUGGAUGGUCAGCUGAGAAUUGCGAGUCUUAAGGACAAUGUUAGCAAGCAUUUACCAGAAGAUCCGUGGGCAGUUUGCUUGUACAACACAAAUGAUGACGCAGAUGUCUUCAUAAAUCAGGUUCUGGUUGACGAGGGUUUGGCUGUGUCCCAUGUUUAUACUAAAGCAACCGAAGAAAAAGUUUACAAAAAAGCAACAAGAAAAGUCGUCGUGACAGAACAAGAGCUGGAGACAGCGCUUGAAAGAAGCAAGGAUGAACAGUCACCAACUUCUCCAGUUAGUCCAACAAACUUAUUGAUGAAUAAAUGGAAUCCAAUGGAAGAGGCCUUCCAUUCUUACAGAAACGCGUACACAAUCGACAUCGAUGACCCUGGUUUGGCUACAACCGGAAACGUGGAGCCAGCGAGAAACAUUUGCCGAAGUUUUUUGUCUCGCGCUGGGUGCCGAAGAGGGGCAUCUUGUCAUUUCGAACAUGCACGGCCAAGUGACCCUUCUAGGAUGAAACACGAGGCAUUUUGUACCACCGUUACUGAAGAGCAAAUGUCUCGCUUACUACCAGAGUUUGGAGAAUUUGUUCUUGUGAAAGUCACUGUCGUCAUUUCACCAUUAAAGUUCUACGUUCGGUUGCCAUUUGGUCGUAAACCAUUUGGAAACAUUCUCAAAGCUGCUUCAUUUACCAGAGAAUGUAAUGAAGUUGACGAACUUUUUGAGCUCCGUGAGAAAAUGAACAAAAUGUAUGCAAGUAUGCCAUACAAAAGAUCUGAUAUUGUGGUGUUCUUGGAGGGGGAGCUCAUAGCAACUAAAUACGCUCAUGACGGACAUUGGUACAGAGCACGUAUAACCAAAGUAUUGGAAAGAGAGUAUGAGGUGUUUUACAUUGAUUAUGGUAAUGUUGAAGUGGUGCAAGAAAAGCAAAUCAGAAAACUGAUACCAGAAUUUUUGUUUGUGGACCCACAAGCAAUGGAGGUUUCUUUGUCAGGAGUUGAGAUGAACGAGAAUGUUGAUGGGAAAGGAUAUACAGUGGAGGAAACUUUGGAGUGUUUGAAGGAAAUGCUUGGCGAUGGUGUGGCUAUAGCCCGGGUUAUGUCAAGAUGGAUAAAUGGGACCCUGCAGAUCGAGCUGUUUGACAAGAAGACAAAUGUGAACAUAGGCAAGGAGAUGAUUCAAAUGGGAUAUUUUCAGCCCAUAUCAACCAAGAAGGCGUUGAGCACCGCAAAGCCAAUUAAAUUUAGCUCUGCUAAUCCUCGUAUGAUUCCAGCGUAAUCCUGGAUUGUUUGUAAAUGAAAUGAUCAGAUCUAGCUGUGACUCUGAUAAUCAUUCAAUUUCCAAUUACAAUAUCAAGUAUCAAAUCGUAACAGAGUAUAUCCCCCAAGAAAUUUGGCUUUUUGAUAAGUUUCUCUUACAGAACAUAAAGCACUUGAUACGUCAUAAGGGGUUGAUUGUGUUACAUUUAGAUGUUGAAAUGGGAGUAAAUCUAAUGAGGUUCCCGUUUCACCAGUACUUUUUUGUUUUUGUUGAUUGACUAGCAACAUUUCAGUUAUGUUCUACUGUGUUUUUGUUUAUUUUUCAUUAAAAUGAUUUCAUUUUGUAAAUUAACUGUAAAUACUAUUAAACUUCUCCCAAAUUUCUUUUUAAGAUUAGUCAAAUUAUAGUAUCUGUGUAUAAGAGACACUUAAAAGAACUUGCUCGUGUUACCUGACCUGGUCUUAUCGACCGCCAGGUCAUAUUUUAACAUAAGCCAUUAUGUUAAAAUAUUUCGGUUUGCAGUAAAAAGGAAAUAUCUAUAUAGGGUUUUAUUAAAAAAUCCAUAGUCAACCAUGUUAGGAUAUUUUUUAGCUUACUUACUUUUUGAGCUAAGAGUUUUAGUUUCUAACGUACCUCAUUGAUGUACUAAAGCACCGAAUAUUUGAAUAGGCACCUAGGCAAGUCAGUUUUGCAAAACUUGGGUGCUAAUACAGAUUUUAAUUUACUCUAAUACAAAUUUUUUGUUAUUUCUACGCUAGUCAAAAAUUAGGUGGUAUUGUUGAUUUUUUAUCACAGCUACGAUUUGAUUUGAUUUUCUCUGAUUUGAAACUGAUUUUCUCUGAAAUCUUAAGCUUGUCCUUAAGCUGGCAAAAUCAUGUUGAACUCAAAGAUUUAAUUUGUUAUUCUAUUUUUAAAUAUUUACCCUAGAAUACAAUUCAGUUUU